AUGAGCUCAUCUGGAGGCCCGUCGGGACCGUCAACGUCAACGGCUGGCGGUUCAGGCCAGGCGUCCGGGCAGCAGCUGGUAGCUGGCCCGAGCAACACGGCUCUCGUUCCUGCUGCCGCUGCUGCUCUCAUUCCUGCUGCUCCGGACGUUCAGCCGAUGGAGCUGAUUGGCCGGCCCACGAACGCCAAAUACGGCACGCUGGGCCGGCCCGUGAAGGUUCUGGUGAAUUUCUUCAAGGUGGAUCUGCGCAUCCCCUCCUCGCCUCUCGUCCACUACGACGUGCGCUUCUCCAAGGAUGUGCGCAGCAUGGUGGUGCGGAGGGCCAUGAUGAAGGCCAUGUACGACCAGCACCCGGAGACCUUUCCCCAGGACACUCUCCCCCUGCUAGCAUACGACGGCCAGAGCACCCUCUUUGCCCUGCGCCCUCUCAAGAUCCCGUCGCCCAAGGCGUUCCCUAUCAAAAUUAUGGACGAGCGACCCACACCAGCAGCGCGAGGCGAUGACGGGGAGGCGGCACUGAAGAGGCCGCGCAAGGAAGAUUCGAGGCCGCCGCGAAUCAAGGAUGAGCUGGACAUCACUCUCACGCAGGUGGCGGAGGUAGAUCUCUCGGCCAUCAAAGCGGCCAUCACCCCAGCGUGCACCUCUGCUCCUGUCUUUGCCCUGGACGCCCUCCGCGCUCUCGAUGUGAAGUUGCGGGACUAUGCUGCGCAGCGCUUCCUGCUGGUCAAGGACAAGUUCUUUGACAAGAGCUUUGGUCGAGUGGCCCCUCUCCCGGGCGGUAUCGAGGCAUGGACGGGUUUCAACGUGAGCUUCAGGCCCAUCCACAACGCGCUGGCGCUCAACCUGGACAUUGUGACAGCAUGCAUGGUGCAGCCCAUCCCUGUGUUGGACCUCCUCGGGUCCCUCCUCAACCGCAACCCGCCCGACCGCCUUUCUGACGCGGACAGAAUCCGGCUGAAGGGCAUUCUGAGGAACCUGAGGGUGGAGGGAAGGCCUAGUGGUCAGAAGCACAAGGUGUAUGACCUCACACGCGAGGGGGCUGCCGACCUCAGGUUCAACAACCGGCGCAACAACGAUGAGAGCCAGAGCGUGGAAGAGUAUUACCAGCGGCAGCACGGCAUCACCCUGCGCUUCCCCCACCUGCCCUGCAUCUCUGCGUCCAACCGGCCAAACAGGCCUUGCUGGGUGCCCCUGGAGCUCUGCAGCGUGGUGGACGCACAGAGGUACCUGCGCCAGCUGACGCCCCAGCAGGUGGCAGCCAUCGGCAAUCUGCGCCUCAAGCCCGACAAGCGCCGCACCGACAUUGCCAACGCGGUGGGAGCAGCGGGGCUCGCGAACAACCCUCUCUUGGAGGCCUUUGGAAUGCGCAUCCAGCCCAACAUGAUGCAGGCGGAUGGCCGCCAGCUAGAGCCUCCCGUUCUGCAGUUUGGUGAGAAGGGCACCUUGCAACCUCGCGACGGGCAGUGGAACAUGAACGACAAGCGCAUGUUUGCACCAGCCAAAAUCGGAACGUGGGCAGUGGUGUGUUUCGACCACCGUGUGAGGGACCCCAUGCAGGUGGCGACUGCCCUCAAGGAGUGCUGUGCGCGCAAGGGGCUGGUGAUCGAGAGCCGCCCAGAGGUGAUUGUGGAGGACACGCGCAGAGAGACGCCUGAGAAGCUGGUGGAGCGGGUGAUCGAGCGCCUGAAGCAAUUCAAGCCUGCUUUUGUUCUCUGGAUCCUCGAAGUCCGGAAGACCAGCCCGCUGUACGCGCCCAUCAAGAAGCUGUGUGACACAGUCAUAGGCGUGCCCACGCAGUGCAUCGUACAGCCGCCAGGCAAGGGCUUUAACGACCAGUACCUCACCAACGUGGCUCUCAAGAUGAACAUGAAGAUGAGGGGAGUGAACUGGGUGCUGACAGACACCAUCAGGCGCUCCAUGCGCCCCCUCAAUGAGAUGCCCACCAUGGUAUUCGGCCUCGACGUCUCCCACGGUGCUCCGGGCAGCCACGCUCCGUCUGUCGCUGCUGUGGUUGCCUCUAUGGACCCCAAUGCCAGCAAGUACGCGGUGCGGAGGCGCGCACAGCACAGGAGGCAGGAGACAAUUCUCGGCCUCUUCGAUGCAGAAAGUGACACUGGCGGCAUGCUCUGUGAGCUGAUGAAUGAUUUCGGCAAUGCCAACAAGAUGGGACCCAAGCGCAUCAUCGUGUUCCGGGACGGCAUCAGCGAGUCGCAGUUUCCAACAGUGGGGGCAACAGAGCUGCAGGCAUUCCGCAAGGCGUUCGAGUUGACGGGCAAGAAGGUGGGGGUCCCCAACUUCCGCCCCGCCAUCACCUACAUCGUCGCACAGAAGCGCAACAACGUGCGCUUCCUGCCGUCCCAGGGCGACCGCAACGUGCAGCCGGGGACCAUCGUGGAUAAGGAUGUGACCCACCCUUUCUUCUUCGACUUUUACAUGGUCUCGCACAAGGGGCUGCUGGGCACGAGUAGGCCAGUGCACUACCACGUGCUGCAUGAUGAGAAUGGGUUCACUGCGGACGAGAUUCAGCACCUCACGCACUCCCUAUGCUACAGUUAUGGGAGAUGCACUCGAGCCGUCUCCACUGUGGCGCCUGUAUUACCAGAAGUGGUUGUCUAUUCCUUUCUCCCUCUCCCCCCCCCUCCCUCCCUCCCAGUGGCGCCUGUGUUCUACGCGCACCUGGCAGCGACGCACUGCCGCAACCACUUUGACCACGAUCAUGAUCACGACGCCACCGAGUUCUCCUCCGAGGCCACUGCCUCAUGCAUGCUCCCAUGCUUCCCUGCUCCCAUGCUCCUCUGCCAACUGUGUCACCCUGCCCCUGUAUCCCUCUGCCCCUGUGUCCCUGCCCCUCUCCUCCCUCCCUCCCAGUGGCACCUGUGUUCUACGCACACCUGGCAGCGACGCACUGCCGCAACCACUUCGACCACGGUCACGAUCACGAUGCCACCGACUUCUCCUCCGAGUCUAGUGCCGGCCGCAACAGGGACCCUGGCGUCCCUCGCCCUCCCCCGCCGCCUGUGCCUGAGCUACCUGCUCUCGCUCAGGGCAUGCCCACACGCAUGUUCUACUGUUGAGUUUAAAUGCGUCUCAAGACACCGCUGCCCCUCGUCCUCCCCUUCUUCCCUCGCCACCCCCCUCCGCAUGUGCCUGAGCUGCCUGCUCUCGCUCAGGGCAUGCCCACACGCAUGUUCUACUGCUGAGUUUCGAGACGUUCCAAGACGCCGCUGCCCCUCGUCCUCCCCUUCUUCCCCUCGCCCUCCCCCGCCGCCCGUGCCUGAGCUGCCUCUUCUCGCUCAGGGCAUGCCCGCUGCAUGUUCUACUGCUGAGUUCGAGACGUCUCAAGACGCCGCCGCCCCUCUCCCUUCCCCUCCUACCCCUGAGCCGCCUAAUCUCGCUCACUGCAUCCCCACAUGCAUUUUCUUCGCUGAGUUUGAAGACGUGAAAAGGUGUUGUUCGAUUCAGUAG
This is a messenger RNA of Closterium sp. Naga37s-1, 3465 nucleotides long. The record is from the annotation of a GenBank genome assembly. NCBI's taxonomy places the organism in Eukaryota, Viridiplantae, Streptophyta, Zygnematophyceae, Desmidiales, Closteriaceae.